GUUUCGUGUUCUUUUAACACGUGCUACCGGACCUGACGCUUCAGGGAGUCGUCGCUCUUCAAACCAUUUUCAAAAAUGUCUGAAACAUUAAAACUCCGAGGAACUCUUAGAGGCCACAAUGGCUGGGUUACUCAAAUUGCAACUAAUCCGAAAUACCCGGACAUGAUCUUAUCUUCCUCUCGAGACAAAACUCUCAUCGUGUGGAAGCUGACCAGAGACGAAAACAACUACGGUAUACCUCAAAAGCGUUUAUACGGUCAUUCGCACUUCAUUUCUGAUGUUGUGCUGUCUAGUGACGGUAAUUACGCCCUUUCCGGUUCUUGGGACAAGACUUUGCGUUUGUGGGAUCUCGCUGCAGGCAAGACUACCAGACGAUUCGAGGACCAUACUAAGGUGUGACAGAACUCUUAAUUUUGUUAGGGUGUAAAUGCUGAUUAUGCACUGAAGAUAAUCCUAAGUGCCUAUGCGAGGCAGAAGACCAGUGUUUUGUGCCUUUGCGAGGCAGAAGAUUGUGUUUGUGUUGUAAAAGUCUGAGGAUGUACUCUCGGUAGCCUUCUCAGUUGACAACCGUCAGAUAGUGUCUGGUUCUCGCGACAAGACUAUCAAACUCUGGAACACCCUUGCGGAGUGCAAGUAUACCAUCCAAGAUGAUGGACACAGCGAUUGGGUGUCAUGUGUCAGAUUCUCACCCAAUCAUGCCAACCCCAUUAUUGUAUCCUGUGGUUGGGACAGAACUGUCAAGGUCUGGCAUCUCACUAACUGUAAGCUCAAGAUUAACCAUUUGGGUCACUCUGGCUAUCUGAACACUGUUACUGUAUCACCUGAUGGCUCUUUGUGUGCAUCUGGUGGUAAGGAUAUGAAGGCGAUGUUGUGGGAUCUGAACGAUGGCAAACACCUCCACACCUUAGACCACAAUGAUAUCAUCACGGCCUUGUGCUUCUCACCCAACAGAUACUGGCUAUGUGCUGCUUUCGGACCUUCCAUCAAGAUCUGGGAUCUGGAAAGCAAGGAGAUGGUUGAAGAGCUCAGGCCUGAAAUCAUUAACCAAACGCAAACUUCCAAGACAGACCCUCCUCAGUGUCUCUCCCUAGCAUGGUCUACUGAUGGACAAACCUUAUUUGCUGGUUACUCAGAUAAUACUAUAAGAGUGUGGCAGGUUUCCAUCUCAGCUCGAUAAGCUUAAUUGUCAACAUUAAUUUCAUUUAUUUUUGUGUUCUUUACUCAUUCCUUGGAUGAUUGACUCUAAGUGAUUUUUCUACUUGUUCCAAUUCUUGACGGUGUUGAAUUAUGUUAAGGAUGAAAAUAAAUGAAAUUGUGUAAAUUUUCC
Bombyx mori (domestic silkworm) is the source of this 1327-nucleotide messenger RNA. RefSeq names its product receptor for activated protein kinase C RACK 1 (gene Rack1). NCBI's taxonomy places the organism in Eukaryota, Metazoa, Arthropoda, Insecta, Lepidoptera, Bombycidae. The coding region runs from base 76 to 399 and encodes 107 amino acids. The record is from RefSeq and is marked provisional. Gene Ontology annotation, biological process: rescue of stalled cytosolic ribosome; positive regulation of protein phosphorylation. The transcript has 5 exons. Gene Ontology annotation, cellular component: nucleus; cytosol. Gene Ontology annotation, molecular function: ribosome binding; protein kinase C binding; translation regulator activity.